Messenger RNA from Phaeodactylum tricornutum CCAP 1055/1, 645 nucleotides. RefSeq lists its product with no specific name. Gene Ontology annotation, molecular function: ATP binding; calcium-dependent protein serine/threonine kinase activity; calcium/calmodulin-dependent protein kinase activity. NCBI's taxonomy places the organism in Eukaryota, Bacillariophyta, Bacillariophyceae, Surirellales, Neidiaceae. The annotation marks the transcript as partial. The record is from RefSeq and is a predicted model, not a curated record. The transcript has a single exon. Gene Ontology annotation, biological process: peptidyl-serine phosphorylation; intracellular signal transduction; protein autophosphorylation. Gene Ontology annotation, cellular component: nucleus; cytoplasm.
CGUUACCUCGAAGAUGAGGUCCUAGGUCAAGGUGAAUUCGGAGUCGUAAAACUUGUACAUGACAUGUUGAAACGAGAUGAUGCAUCCAGUGCAGUACCGCUGGCUUGUAAAGUUCUUCGCAAAGGAGCUGUGUUCAAGGACAAUACACUCUACAGCCCAGUCAAGCCAGAAAUUUUGAGAGGCGAAAUCGAAAUUUUACGAGCGUUGGCUGGUGUAAGGUAUUGCCUUAAACUGGAGUCGGUGUACGAAACGCCCAAAGUGUUGUACAUGGUAACUGAAUUUUGUGGUGGCGGCGAAAUGAUGGAAUACGUAGGUAAUCAAAAGGAAGAUUUGCGAACCGAGGACGUAUCGCGGAUUGCCUUUCAGUUACUCUCAGCAUUGGAUCACUGUACAAAACAUAAUGUCAUUCACCGCGAUAUCAAACCUGAAAAUGUCAUGUUUCAGGACACGGCACCACAGGCGGACUUACGAUUGAUUGAUUUUGGUUCCGGAACGAUGGAUUCGCCUGAACGAGUGGAGCGUCACACGACAUUUGCCGGUUCGGCCUUUUACAUUUCGCCCGAAAUGUUUCAACGUACGUACACGGCGAAAACGGACGUUUGGUCGGCAGGGGCUACAUUUUACGUCCUCGUGGCGGGAUACCCC